GCCGCUGGGGCCGAGGCAGCGGCGCGGCCGCGGCGGGUCGGCAGUCGGCGCGCCGCCAUGACGGGACCCGGAGCUGCCGCGUGGCUGUGGCUGGCGCUGGCCGCGGGCGCAGCCGCCGCCGCCGCGCGCCGCUCGCUCGCCUACUGGGGCGGGCUCGGCGCCGGCCGGCCCUCGCAGCCCAUCUGCGUCGACAUCCCGCGCAACAUGAGCCUCUGCCACGGCAUCGGCUACCUCAAGAUGCGGCUGCCCAACCUGCUCGAGCACGACACCAUGGCCGAGGUGUCGCAGCAGGCGGCGUCCUGGCUGCCUCUGCUCAACGUGCGCUGCCACCCCGACACGCAGCUCUUCCUCUGCUCGCUGUUCAGCCCCGUGUGCCUCGACCGCGCCAUCUACCCGUGCCGGUCGCUCUGCGACAAGGUGCGCGUCGGCUGCGAGGCGCGCAUGAACACCUACGGCUUCCCGUGGCCCGACAUGUUCCGCUGCGACAGGUUCCCCGUGGAUAACGACAUGUGCAUCACGCCGCAGGCGCGCGACGACGCCGCCGCCGAUAGUGGCUGCAUAGUGUGCAAUCAAGUUGAAACAUACGAAAACAUACUGGACAACUUUUGCAGAGCAGAUUUUGCUGUGCGGACGAAGAUUCGGAGGCUACGCAAGACUAAGCUGAUAUGCAAGAAGGCGAAGAUCCUGAAGGGCCCGAACGAGCUGAGCAAGCAGCUGCGGCGGCCCGUGCUCCUGCUGCAGGCGGCAGAGUCGUGCUGCGAGGAGAAGGCUCGCAACACGCGCGACGCCUUCCUCAUCAUGGGCCACAGCCGCGACAAGAAGCUCGUGCCCUCCUUCAUCAUGCCCUGGGAGAAGCGCUCCAGGCCACUGAAAACAGCCGUCAGGAUGUUCAAGAAGCUGAACUGCUCUGACCCAAAAUUUUUGACUGGUAUUGGAGAUAAUUUUGUGAACACAAGCAUUGUUACACCUGUACCGAAAAAGAAAAAGCUUCGUCAGUCACGCACCAAUCCACAUUAAAUAGUGCUGAGCGCAUGUGGAAUGUUGCCAUUUCAAGGAACAUUUUUCUGAACACUUUUUAACAGAUGAAUUUUGAUUUCUCUACUUAAAAUAAAUUUUAUAAAUAUUACAUGGAAUAUUAUGUGACUAGGAUUGUAAAUACAUAAUAUGUCUGUGAUAUGUUAAACUGAAGAGUCUUAAUUGAUUUUAUAUGUGGAGAAGUGAUUUGUGUAGCUACAAUACAUUUUAUAUGAAAAAUGGAUGAGAAAGCCAAAGCAUGAUGCUCUGAAGUGGUGAAAAAUGCUGAUGUAUGAAACUGGUAAUGUUUCAUCUCUAUCUGACAGCUGUUGUUUAUAGUUUUACAAAUUCUUACAUAUGCUGUAAUGAAUGGACAUUACCACUUAUCUUACUUGUGUGCAUCCUAAUCUUAAAUAUAAUCAACACUUAAUAUUUAUACCUUCAUGAAAAGGCUUUUCAUGCUAUUGUGACCAAGCUGUUCAUAGAAACAAAAGAAAAUAUAUGUAGAUUUAAUAAAAUUUUAUCUAAUUGCUGUAUAUUGAAUAAAAUGUAUUACUCACAAAUAUGCAUGAGUGAUUUAUUGCCUAGUACAUUCUUUCAACAGCCACAUCUUGUCUCACACAUAACACUUAUGUUAAUAUGAUGUGUAUCACUCACUCAGACUAGCCGUAUAUUUUGGAAUAGAUCCGAAAUUAUUUUACUUCUAUUUUCAUACUGAGUUAAUCUUUUUUAGGCUUUUGAAACUGUGACUAACACUGUAAUUCACAUAUAUUUAAAAUUAUAUUCCCCUCACAGAUAUUUUUAGUCAUAUUCUUUGAAAUAAUAGUUGCUAGUAGAAAAAUUUAUAAUGGGCAGAUUAUAUAAAAUACUGAGCUUAUUCAUACAUUUUAUACAUGGAAGUAUUACAGUGUAUUAAUGAGAUUGUCAAUCAAUGUAAAUACAUUGAAAGAAAAUCCAUUACCUAACAUUAUCAAUAAGACAUUACUCAUUAAUUAAUCAAAUACUGAUAACCUAAUGUAUUUAAUAGAAUUAAUCACACGUUGUAUGGUGAAAUGAAUCAUUUUCCUAUGACAUAUCGUUCUGCCUACUGUUGCAAACAUAUAAUAAUUUCAUGUCAAGGCAUGAAGCAAAACAGUUUUUCAUAUUAGAUGUAAUUAGUUACAAUCCAGGACCUGUUAUAACUGGAUGUGUGAUUCAGUUAAAAGUUCUGAGGAAAACAAGUGCAUACCACAUAAAAUUGUACCAUGCUAAGUAAAGUAGCAGGGUGUUCAAACUAGCCCUCAGGAUGGGAACGAACUUCUCUUUGUUUAUGUGUAUAUGAGAGAGAGAGAGAGGGAGAGAGACAGACAAAUAGACAGACAGAGGUGGGGGGGGGAGAACAAAUACCCAUUAAGAGCUAAAGUAAAAAAUAAGAAUUUUUCAGCAGCAGAAUUCAAGUUGCACAUCAGUAUGGAACAGAAUUAAAAGAAUGAAAAAUUGAGAGAGUGGCAUGCUAAAUGAAAAUCAGUUGACAUUAUGUAGCCUAAAAAUUGACAUAUUUAUUUUUUACUCUAGAGUGAGAUAUUUUCCAUUUUAAAUUUUACACUCUGCUUUGUUUUCUCUGUCCUUUUAUUGUAUAUAUUCAUUAAGAUUUUUUUCCUGUAACACCACUUUAACAGUCUAUAACUGGAAGUGAUGGAUCACAUGACAACCUCCCUUCAGUCUAAUAAUCUUACCUCAUUCUCCUCUUCAUUAAUUACCUCUCAAUCUUUGAUAAAACAAGAAGUCAUAGCUUAACUUUCAGUUUAAAUGAAAUCAUUUCACCUUUCUCCAUAGCAGUUUCACCUCCAUUUCUUUUCAGUUUCAUUUUGAAGCAGCUAAUUAAAAUACUUUUGUAAUGUCAUCUUCAUUUCAAGCAUUAGGCUUUUUUGUUUUGCCUGUUACAGCACCCAUUGCUUCCUCAGUCUUCCAUGACUUCUUCCCCCAAUUGGCUUAAGUCUUCUUGUCUGGACAUGUUAUCUUUGUUCAGUCAUUCUGUCAUUCCAGUUGCUCCUAUUUUCUUGUAUUUUACUGACGAAGUUAAAUAUAUUGAGUUCUUCCAUAAUUUCCAUAUUUCGAAAUCUGUUUUUUAAAUACUGACAGCACCUUUGUUUAUGGUCAUGCUUUUGGAAAAGCUCUCUUUCUCCAGCAGAUGUUAAACAAAUGCAGUAAUCUCUUUUGUAGUAGGGUGCUUCAUAUUUUAACAAUUCAGUGUUUAUACCAACCAUAUCAGUAGCUUUUUCUCUGGAGUUGAGGGCUUUUCUUAACUCAUCUGUACGUACAUCGUCUAACAUGCCAGUUCAAUUCCAUCCUCUAUUUUCUCUGUGGAACACGUUUGUCCACAGGGCCACCACAAUUCCUUGUGAUAUUCUAUCUAUAUUUCUUGUUGAAUGUUAUUUAUUUAAGCAAAAUUUUUUUCUGUUUGAUUUAGCAUUUUCAUUGCCUUAUGAACUGUCGUUUGCUUUCAGUGGUUAUCGUCGUCUGUUACGCUUAUGAGCCAAUCCCAAGAUUCUGAAUGAGCUGUUUCACUACUCUGUUUGCUGCUUUUAUCUCUUCUUUGUAAAUUAGAUGCUUCUUCUCCUUUGACUCAUUCAGAUACUUAAGAUAAGCGUCUUGUUUUUUUUCCUUAAAACUUUAUCUAAUUCUCGUUCCCAAAUUUUUAACCCUUUUUUCAUUCUUAUCUAUGGCUGCUUCAACAGCUUUCUUAACUGCAGUUUUGAGCCGGCUAGUGUGGCUGAGCGGUUCUAGGCGCUUCAGUCCGGAAUCGCGCGACCGCUUCGGUCGCAGGUUCGAAUCCUGCUUUGGGCAUGGCUGUGUGUGAUAUCCUUAGGUUAGUUACGUUUAAGUAGGUCUAAGUUCUAAGGGACUGAUGACCUCAGCAAUUAAGUCUCAUUAUGCUCAGAGUCAUUUGAACCAUUUAACUGCAGUUUCUAUAUUUUUCCAUUCCUUCUCCACUUCUUCUUUCUUCUCUAGUUUUUGAUUAAGUCUCUUCUUGUACAGAUCUCGUAUGCCUUGUUUAUGUAACAGGUAUACUUUGUAGACCCCUCGCUUCAUAUUUUCUUCUGUCAACUUUUUGUUCUUUCUCCACUUCGUUUACAUAUCUGUUUGUGAUAUUACCAAGAAAUGGUCAGAACCUAUGUCACAUACCCUGUACACUCUUGUGUCUCUUACUUUGCCUUCUAAUUUUUCAUUGAUGAUAAUUCAGUCAAUAAGAGAUUUAAUUGCUAGCAUAUUCGUGAACAUCUGUUUUUUGGAAGAAAAGAGUUGGUUAUCUGUAGUUUGUUAAAAGAAACAAAAUCUGUAAGCAAUCUUCUAUUGUUAUUUAUGCCGUUCUUCCAUUUCCCACAAACUGUGGGGUAGGUUUAUUCCCAACCCUUGUGUUUAAAUCUCCUGUCAAUAUUAUUUCAUUCUUGUUGUUAUACUUGUCCAAAACCGACUACAGUUUCUCAUAAAAAUCUAUAGACUCUUCUUUUUCCCUCUUCAUCAGGGGCAUGAACUGUAAAGACAGCCAAGUUUUUCAUUCUUCUUUGUCAGUCACGACUAUAAUUCUUUCAUAUAUAUAACUGUACCCAAUAAUUUUUUCCCAUCUCUUAUGGGUGUAAAGGGCAACCCCCUUGCUUGCUUUCUGUUAUUUUCGUGUUUCAAUAUAUAAUACUAAAUAUUUUCCUACAUGCUUGUUACCCUGUAGCUUUUUCUUUGUUUCUGUUAUGAAAGAAGCUCUGUCAUCUACCUUGGCCUUUUUCAGACUCCUGGCAGCUCUUCUUCUUUGUUUGCUAAACCUUGAUAUUUCAUGUUGCUACCUUAAUUAUAUUAGCACCCUUUUAUUCUUAACCUUUCUCUUCGCUGGGCCUGUCAUCGUUAUAUCUGACCUUGAUUCGAGGCUGUUUUGGGUACUACCAGUAAGGGCAGCUCGUGGGGCUGCCACUUUGCAGCCUUCCAACAUGCCUGAUUUUCUUUUAAUGGUUUACCCCCUUAGGGUGGCUUGCACCGCUACACCUAACAGUCCUCCCUAACCUUUACUUGUAACUGGAGACAACAGGAAAAGUGGAUAUCAGAAGGAUAGGCCUAGAACAGGAGAAAGGUACCAAUAAUCCAUUGUCGGACAGAUGUCAUCUAGCUCCUCCCCUUUGUCCUGCAUGGGUUGGGUCAUCCUCUGACAGCUAAGCUACUACCAGAAUACCCUCCAAAUCCAGAGCACAUAAGCCUCCUCAGCCAUGCAGACAGUGCUACGUUAAGGUGGUGUCCCAUGAGCAGGUAUUUUUGUAACAAUUAAGAAAAAUAGUGAUACCUUCUACAUUUACAUCUAUACUCCACAAGCUAUCUUAUGAUGUGUGGCGGAUGAUGCCUCUGGUGCAAUUGUCAUUUUCCCCUUUCCCUGCUCUUCGCGAAUGGUAUAUAGGAAGAACAACUGUAAAGAAACUUCCAUAUUCAUUUCUGAAUACACGUCAUUUUAAAGAAGACUUUAGUGUUUAUAUAUUUAAGUUUUUACUGGACUAGAACUCCAGUGUCAAUUGUGUUUCGUUUACAAUGUAUUUUAUUUGCAUUGUAAGUUUGAGUAGAAGGUAAUUAGCUUUGAAAAGAAAAGGAAUACUGCUAUAUUUCUCAUCUGAAACGUUCUUGACUGAAGUACUUACCAGUAUCAAAAUUUAGUGUCACAAAGGUUUUGGGCAAUGAGUUGUAAUUCAAUUUUUAGAAUAGACUGUGUAAUCUAUACACUCAAUGAGCUGAAUAACUUUGUUGAAGCAUUUCUGACAUGAUUUACUUGCACUUUUAUAUUGAAUUAUGUAUAAAUAUAUGAAUAAAUAUUCAUUAUAUUGAUCACUUCUCUCAUGACUGCUCUUUUCUUAAAAUCCAAUAUUUUAAGGGGUAAACAUUUAUUUCACAUUAUUUAAAACUUGUACUGAAUGAAAUAUGGUAGAUUUUGUUAUCUGUCCAUUCACAUGACAACCAUCCUAUCAACUUAUACUUUUAAUAUUAACAAUAUUACACUGAAAUCCAAUAUUUAGUGUCUUCUAGGUAGAUUUUCAUAUUUCAUAUACUUCUUUUAUUUUGGAGUCAGAAAACAUACACAGAAAUCUCCUCAUACUAUUGUACUUUCAAUGUGAAGUACAUCAUUCGAUGUUCAUUUGUAAAAGUGUUCCACAUCAAAACACAAGCAGCAUGAAGUCAUCAAGGGUAACUAAUUAUUAUUCUUUGUGUCACUGAAAAAAACUACAUGCAGCAGAAAAUAAAAAUUUGUUCAUUUGAAAUGCAACUUUUCACAGCACUGGCACCACACACAUUCAUUUCUAAAAAAUUGCUAUGUAUUUUUGUCAGCAACUUCUGAAUUUUACUUUUUAUGUCAUAUAUUAAGACCUGCAAGUGCAUAACAUAAAUAUUGUGGAAACUAUACAAACAUGUACUACAAAACAAAAUUUAGCUCUAUUUAUUAUAAAAUUAUCUUAUUACAAUGACUUCAGUUCCAACAGUAGAUUACAGUAUGUGUUCUUUUAUUCAUGUAAAAUAUUAGAAAAUUUUAAUUGACAUGUAUAUAAGUCAUAGAUGACCAAAGAGAUCCCCUGCAAAUUACAGCAAAGUUUUAAUUCCUCAUGAUACAUUAUUUGAACCCCAGGGAAGAGUGAAAGUAUUAGUGAGAAGAAAAAGCAAAAAUUUAUGCAGUUUAGUUAUCUGCAAUGUGUAGCUAUGUAUCAGUUAUUGCCUCUCAGGAAUGAUGAAUAUUUCAGUCAGCUAUUCAUAUUGUGAUUCCACAUAAUCAAUGAAUGUAAGAAAUUUAUUCCAUAGCUUUAGCAUUUCUUUUUAAAUUUUAGGUAGCAAAGAUUAUUCUUUUAACAUUUAAAUGGAAAGUAUAGAUUUCAAUAUGUGAAGGCUUCAGAUGCUAUAGGUUUCACCAAUCACACCUAUAUGUUCAUAGACAGUUCUAUUCAGUUCCAUGGUAUAGCUUUCUCCUAACCAUUUGGUAACUCUUAAAUUCCCUCUACUAAGUAAUCAAUACCUACAAAACAAUAUUGUGACAUUAAUGAAGGAAAAACACAUGCUAAUAUCUGCACAUGAAGCAAAUGUUACUGAGAACUACUACCAUCAAAAGUGUCAGUGAUAAUUCCUGUCACCUGUAAUUAGAAUGAAAAUGAGGGCAGUAGUUUUGUUUAUGUUUAUCUGAAUUUUACUGUGUUUAUCUAAUUCUGUAUAUGUAUACUCCUUCACUUAACAUGUGUAUUAUUUAUGUAAUAAAACUAUAAAUAUGGACAACUGGCUUAAAAUUAUUGGUUUAAACCAAUUAAUGUUCCAGAUUUAUAGUUACUAGUGAGAGAUUGUGUGUGAUUAAGAAUAAACUAUUAUAAAAUAAUAGUGUUUGUAAAGAUGCAUACCAAGCUGGUGUCAUUGAUUUUGAACCAAUAUAGUAUAUCUGUCUUGUCUAAUGUAAUUCAAAUUCCAAUAUACCACAUGACAUUGAUUAAGAUGCUAAUUACUCUGUUGCAUUUAUGAAAAUUGUAUUCUAACAUUAUCUAAUAGACUGUACUUAUGUCAACAGUAAUAAUGUAAAAAUAAAAGUCAUACAAAAAUAUAUCUCCACAACUAUAUUAA
This is a messenger RNA of Schistocerca gregaria, 7614 nucleotides long. RefSeq names its product secreted frizzled-related protein 1-like. The transcript is spliced from 4 exons. Gene Ontology annotation, molecular function: Wnt-protein binding. NCBI's taxonomy places the organism in Eukaryota, Metazoa, Arthropoda, Insecta, Orthoptera, Acrididae. Bases 58 to 1017 code for a protein of 319 amino acids. The record is from RefSeq and is a predicted model, not a curated record. Gene Ontology annotation, biological process: canonical Wnt signaling pathway; negative regulation of canonical Wnt signaling pathway; non-canonical Wnt signaling pathway.